Ctenocephalides felis (cat flea) is the source of this 435-nucleotide messenger RNA. RefSeq names its product zinc finger protein 184-like. The coding region runs from base 1 to 435 and encodes 144 amino acids. The record is from RefSeq and is a predicted model, not a curated record. Lineage: Eukaryota; Metazoa; Arthropoda; Insecta; Siphonaptera; Pulicidae. The transcript has a single exon.
AUGUCUGAAGAAGCGACGAUUAAAAUUGAGCCGAUGGAAUAUCCACAAGUAAAACUAGAAAUUGAUGAUUGUGUUCAAGUGAAACAAGAAAUUGAUGAUUGUGAUCAUAUUUAUCCAGAAUAUGAUGAAGUAUUUGUGAAAUCUGAGAUCACAAUCCAGGAAGAAAUAAAAGAAGAAACCAUUAAGAAGCAAGAUGCUGUAUCCAAUGCAAACAUAUGUAAAGAAGAAAACAGUAUGUUAAGUAAUUUAGAUGAUAAUACAUUUAAAUACAACGAAAGAGUUUUAAGUAAAAGUAAACAUAACUUGAAAACCCAUAAAUGUAAAAUAUGCAAGAAAUCAUACACAACAAGACAAAACUUACAACGCCAUGAAAUGAUUCAUACCACACAUCAUUAUAAAUGUGAAAUAUGCAAUAAAAGUUUAUACAGCAAGUAA